AUGAGCUCGCUUCCUCAAAUUCACAAGACGGUCCUCGCUCUCAGAGGGGAGAUGUCGCGGCGCGACCAGCGCUUCAGGAAUCACUUAAGAGGCAGAAAAUGUUGUGAAUGCGGUACCUUGCUUUCUCACUGGUACUACGAAAAGGAUGGCUGCCUGUUUUGUAGGAAGGACUACUGGGCGAAGUUCGGGGAGCUGUGUCACGGCUGCUCUGAGCCCAUCAACACCGGGCUCAUCAUGGUUGCAGGUGAGCAGAAGUAUCACCCCGAGUGUUUUACCUGUCUGAACUGUCGCUCGUUCAUUGGCGAUGGUGACAACUACGCUUUGGUGGAGAGGUCCAAGCUUUACUGUGGACAUUGUUAUUACGAGACCAUUGUGACCCCGUCGACCCUGCCUGACUCGCCAUGCUCACGGAUCCCUCACACAGUCACGCUGGUGUCCAUUCCGGCCUCCACAGACGGCAAGCGAGGCUUCUCUCUCUCCAUUGACCAGGGGAGCAGCCCGAACGGCUACAGUCCAGAAUAUAACCGCACAGUCCGCGUGUCCCAGGUGGAUUCGGAGUGCAUCAGUCCAGACGUAAAGAACUCUAUACAUGUUGGUGACCGCAUCCUAGAGAUCAACGGCACUCCUAUACAAAAUGUUCCACUUGAUGAGAUUGAUUUGCUCAUCCAAGAGACCAGUCGGCUCCUGCAGCUCACCAUCGAACACGAUCCCCACGAUCCCGAUGAUCCCCGGAGCUCGUUUGAAGACCAGGUGGACGGACCGAGCCCUCUGUCCAAAAUCCACAGCCCCGGCCCAGCGAUCACGGAGCCGCCGAACCACGACGUGAACAACCUGCGCUCCCGCAUGGUCACGCGUAGCUACAGUAUUGAUAAGUCGCCGUGCUCCAGCAUUGCAGGGUCCCCCCUGUCUCCGAGAAAGGACAUCGGACGCUCCGAGUCUCUACGGGUUGUGACAAACCGCACGCACAGAAUAUUUCGGCCGUCAGACCUGAUCCACGGAGAAGUGCUCGGCAAGGGCUGUUAUGGCCAGGCUAUUAAGGUGACCCACAGAGAGACGGGCGAGGUGAUGGUGAUGAAGGAGCUGAUCCGCUUUGACGACGAUACACAAAGAACCUUCCUCAAAGAGGUGAAAGUAAUGAGAUGCCUGGACCAUCCCAACGUGCUCAAGUUUAUUGGCGUCCUCUACAAAGACAAGCGGCUGAACUUUAUCGCGGAGUACAUCAAAGGAGGGACCCUUAGGGAAAUCAUUAAGAAAAUGGACAGUAACUAUCCCUGGAACCAGAGAGUGAGUUUCGCCAAGGACAUAGCAUCCGGGAUGGCGUACCUGCAUUCCAUGAACCUCAUCCAUCGUGAUCUCAACUCGCACAACUGUUUGGUCGGAGAGAACAACAGCGUGGUGGUGGCAGACUUCGGCCUAGCUCGUCUCAUGGUGGAAGACAAGAACCUAGAAAAACUGGGGAAGAUCAAGGGCAUGAAAAAACCAGACCGGAGGAAGCGAUACACGGUGGUCGGCAACCCUUACUGGAUGGCUCCAGAAAUGAUUCACGGGAAAAGCUACGACGAGAGGGUGGACAUCUUUUCCUUCGGCAUCAUGCUGUGCGAGAUUAUUGGUCGAGUAAAUGCUGAUCCUGACUACUUGCCCAGGGCCGUAGACUUUGGCCUGAAUGUGCAGGGGUUCCUGGAACACUUUUACCCUUCGAACUGCCCCCUGUCCUUCUUCCCCAUGGCUGUCCUGUGCUGUGACUUGGAUCAUGAGAAACGACCUUCUUUUGUCAAGCUGGAGGAAUGGCUAGAAAACCUAAAGAUGCACUUGGACAUGCGUCUCCCACUGGUGUCAGAACUGGAGCAGGUCCAUCGAGACUUCUGGCAGAACCAUUCGCCCUGCGAAAACCAGCUUCCCGCUGAUCGAGAGCAGCUUGAAUAGCCGAACGUGAACACACGGCGUUCGUACAGGACGUUGCAAAGGAAACCCGCUGGCUGAGGAGUGAGGGCUCCGGCGCUGGGGCCACGCCAUGCUUCGCUGGUAUUCUGUGAAGUUCGCACCAUUAACUGGAGAGGCACUGUAGGGGUGAAGAUCACAGCUACUGUGGAUUCAUUCAUUGAACGAAUUCAUAAAUUCUUCGACGUCACUUUAGCUUCAAUGUCGUAUCACUGUUCUUGGUGUCUGUUGUGUGCGUUUCGAGUAAAUGCAAUCGUGAAUAUUGAAGUCACUGCUAGUUCUGAAAUGGUUUACCCACUUAACUACUUCUUAAAUCGAGGGAUCUGGGUACACCAACAGAACAUGAGAGGGUUAGGGUUGGAGUUAGGGUUAGGGUUAGAGUUAGAGUUGGUGUUAGGGUUAGAUUAGGGUUAAGGUUGGUGUUCUUGGUGUCUGUUGUGUGUGUUUUGAGUAAAUGCAAUCAUGAAUAUUGAAGUCAAUUCUAGUUCUGAAAUGGUAUACCCACUUACCUACUUCUCAAAUCGAGUGAUCUUGGCACAACGACAAAACAUUAGAAGGUUAGCGUUAGAGUUAAGGUUGGGGUUAGAGUUAGAGUUGGGGUUAAGGUUAGAAUUAGACUUAAGGUUGGGGUUAGGGUUAGAUUUAGGGUUGGAGUUAGGGUUAGAGUAAGAGUUGAGGUUAGAGUUAGGGUUAAAGUUAAGGUUAGAAUAAAGGAAAAAUUUACUUAAAGAAGGCUGUAAGCCUUUAGUGUGCACUAGGGUUACAGUAAGAGGUAAUAGAGGCAUCGUAAAGGUUGAGGUUAGAGUUACAGUUAAAGUUAAGUUUAGGGUUAGGGUUAAGGUUAGGGUUAAGGUCAGGGAUAGAGUUAAGGUUUAGGAUUAGAGUAAAGGCUGAGGUUAGAGUUACAGUUAAAGUUAAGGUUAGGGUUAGGGUUAAGGUUAGGGUUAGGGUUAAGGUCAGGGAUAAAGUUAAGGUUUAGGAUUAGAGUAAAGGCUGAGGUUAGGGUUACGGUUAGGGAUAGAGUUAAGGUUACAGUUAGGGUUAAGGUUAGAGUUACGGUUAGGGUUACAGUUAGGGUUAGAGUUAAGGUUAGGGAAAUGCAGUGCAUGUUUGUAUAUAGUCUGUUCCUCUACCCGUCUCUAAAUAUACACAGGUCACACAGAUCAUGUACACAGCAUCAUGUCUUCAUGUUGAAUGUCUUCAAGGUACCCUGCUCUGAGUUUGGUACAUCAUAUUUUUGCAUACUUUGAUCCAUCUACACUCUCAAGACUGAUCCCAUCCCAG
Trichomycterus rosablanca is the source of this 3222-nucleotide messenger RNA. RefSeq names its product LIM domain kinase 1a (gene limk1a). Gene Ontology annotation, molecular function: ATP binding; protein binding; protein serine/threonine kinase activity. The record is from RefSeq and is a predicted model, not a curated record. The transcript is spliced from 15 exons. Bases 1 to 1923 code for a protein of 640 amino acids. Gene Ontology annotation, cellular component: nucleus; neuron projection; cytoplasm. Lineage: Eukaryota; Metazoa; Chordata; Actinopteri; Siluriformes; Trichomycteridae. Gene Ontology annotation, biological process: protein phosphorylation; actin cytoskeleton organization; positive regulation of stress fiber assembly.